This is a messenger RNA of Linum tenue, 5160 nucleotides long. NCBI's taxonomy places the organism in Eukaryota, Viridiplantae, Streptophyta, Magnoliopsida, Malpighiales, Linaceae. The record is from the annotation of a GenBank genome assembly.
GGAUACGAAAGAGCAGCAUGCUCGCCCAUGCCCUCGCAGGUCCCGCCACACGACACAAUCUCCUACAUCACAGUUCAUCCUAUCUACAAUACACCCGUCUUCCUGCUCCGUUGGUAGUUUUGCUCUUCUGCUCAACGACCGCAUGAUUUAUUCCAGGCGGCAAGCUAAGCAGAUUACUUCGAGCGUUUUACAACCGAGGAGGCCAAUUUUGGGGUCUUCAUCCGCAAAAUUACAAAUUUCCAAACAAAGAUGCCAUCUUUAUUACUUGAUCCACUAUAAAUAGAAACCCGAUUGUUAGCUUCUGGGUCACCAUCUCCUUUCCUCCUUUAUCGCUUUCUUUGAUAUAUUUCUCUUCUUCUUCUGGGGUUGUCGAUGGUCAGAGAUCACAAAAUGAACAUCAGUGGUAUUGCCAACUGUGUGUGGGUUUUGUCUGUAGUCUCCCUGUUGGUGGGUUCGGUGCAGGGGAGGAGAUCGUUUGCAGCGGUCAAGAAGCCUGACCCGAAGAAUGCUGCUGCUACAGCUCGUUGGUUGGUCUCCCAGAACUCCUGGGGAGUUCUCAAUACUUUGUCAGCUGAGUUGGGUGGAGCUCCCUUCGGGAAUGUUGUUUCGUUUAGCGAUGGAGAACCUGGCAAAGGUGCCGGAGUGCCAUACUUCUAUUUGACAACACUUGAUCCAACUGCACAAAAUGCGUUGAAAGACCAGAGGUCAUCGUUCACCAUCAGCGAGUACCCUUUGGGAACCUGUGGCAAGGCUGACCCUGAGAACCCUACUUGUGCCAAAAUUACACUCACUGGAAAGUUGAUUUCUGUUGAUGAGAAGUCUAAAGAAGCAGAAUCAGCUCGAAAUGCCCUGUUCGCAAAGCAUCCCGAAAUGAAGGGGUGGCCUAAGGGUCAUGAUUUCCAGGUCUACAAGCUGGUGAUUAAAGACAUAUUCUUGAUAGAUUGGUUUGGUGGUCCUAAGCCUCUCACGGUAGAUGAAUACCUGAAAACCAAAAUAGCAUCGGCGAAGUGCCUGACUUUGUUAACGCUAAAACGGCUAUCAUCAUCAUCGUCUGCUUCUCCUUCCUCUAUUGUGUUUUCGCUUCCUUUCGUCCAUGAAAUGCUUCCCCUUUCUUCCUCUUUCCCCUUAAAACCUCUCACUUCUCCUAUCUUCCCAUUUCCCAUAACGCCAUUUCUCCCGACUAAUAGGCCCAUCGGCAAGACCUUCGUCCGCUGCUCCUUGCCGUCUCCCCAGUCCCGGACCCUCCCUCAAACCGCCAUCCAGCGCAUCGCCGACAAGCUCCGCUCGCUCGGCUUCUCCGAGGAUGACUCAUCUUCCUCCGUCUCGAACCGGCAAACGAAGAAUUCCAGUUCCAACCCGGGGGAAAUCUUCAUCCCUCUGCCCAAUGCCUUGCCCAAGCAUCGGGUGGGUCACACUCUGGACCCUAGCUGGAGCACCCCGGAGAACCCGGUUCCCACCCCCGGGUCGGGCAAUUCGAUUAUCCGCUACCAUGAGCUCAGGCGAGUGGCGAGGAAGGAGAAAUGGGAGAAGAUGAAGGAGGAAAGAGGGAAGGGAAAGAUACCCACUCUGGCCGAGCUCAACUUGCCGCCGUCCGAGCGACGGCGGCUGACGACAAUUGGGAUUGCCGAGAAGAGGAAAUUGAAAGUCGGGAAAGCUGGGAUUACUGAAGGGAUCGUUAAUGGGAUCCACGAGCGGUGGAGGCAGGCUGAAGUGGUGAAGAUUGUUUGUGAGGAUUUGUGUAAAUUGAACAUGAAGAGGACUCAUGACUUGCUCGAGAGGAAAACUGGCGGCUUGGUGGUUUGGAGAUCGGGAAGUAAAAUAGUUUUGUAUAGAGGUGCAAAUUAUAAGUAUCCGUACUUCCUAGAAGAUAAUGAAUCAAAUGAUGAUGGAGAGACCAAGGAGAAAUUGUCACCUGUAAUGGAUGGAAGCUCUGGCGGGAAAACUGCACCAGCUAAUACGGUUCAGCGGAAGAUUGUACAAGGUGUUGGUGUACCUGAGAGGGUAAGGUUUCAGUUACCAGGGGAAGCACAGCUAGAAGAAGAAGCUGACAGGUUAUUAGAGGGAUUAGGCCCGCGGUUUACAGAUUGGUGGGGGUAUGAUCCACUUCCUAUAGACGCUGAUCUUCUGCCUGCUGUUGUUCCUGGUUACCGUCGACCAUUCCGUCUGCUUCCUUAUGGCAUCCAGGCUAAGCUAACGAAUGAUGAAAUGACCACCUUGAAAAGGCUUGGGCGACCAUUGCCUUGCCACUUUGCAUUAGGUAGGAACAGAAAACAUCAAGGAUUGGCUGCUGCAAUAGUCAAGCUAUGGGAGAAAUGUGAGAUCGCGAAAAUUGCAGUUAAGAGGGGAGUGCAGAACACUAAUAGUGAGCUGAUGGCUGAAGAGCUGAAGGUUAUAUUAUGGCAGUGGUUGACUGGAGGAGUUCUUCUUUCAAGGGAUAGGGAGUUUAUUGUGUUGUAUAGAGGGAAGGAUUUCCUUCCAGCUGCUGUUUCUUCUGCAAUAUCAGAGCGAAGAAGGCGGCCUGGAAUCCAUGGUGAUGGGCCAAAGAUAGUACAGAGUACACUAAGGCUCGAUGAAAGUCCUAAAGAAGAACUUGAAAAUGAAACUGAUGAUGGUGGUGCUCCCAGUGACCAGAGAAAUUAUGUACCUCAACGGCAGAAGCAAAGGUCGACUGAGGCAGCCAUGAAAAAGACUAGCGUGAAGAUAGCUGUGACAUUAGAAAAGAAAGCAAAGGCAGAGAAACUUCUAGCAGAGCUUGAGGGAGCAGAGGAACCCAAACAACCUGAGGUGGACAUAGAGGGUAUCAGUGAAGAAGAGAGAUACAUGCUUAGGAAGAUUGGCUUGAGGAUGAAGCCUUUCCUGCUGUUAGGUAGAAGGGGGGUAUUUGAUGGAACGGUUGAGAACAUGCAUCUGCACUGGAAAUAUAGGGAACUUGUCAAGCUAAUAUGCAAAGAGAGAGACUUUGAGACUGCUCAACAAGUAGCGAAGACUUUGGAAGCUGAGAGUGGGGGAAUACUAGUGGCCUUGGAAAGAGUUAGCAAGGGGCAUGCUAUCAUUGUAUAUCGUGGGAAGAACUAUAAACGGCCUGCUUCAUUGAGGCCCCAGACACUCCUAAGUAAAAGGGAAGCAAUGAAGCGCUCCCUUGAAGCUCAGCGUCGUGAGUCUCUGAAACUUCAUGUUCUGAAGCUGACCAGAAAUAUUGAAGACUUGAAAGAUAACAUGUUCAAAAACAUGGAAGAAGCUCAGGGUCUGGAUUCACUUGACAGUUCAAGAUGUGAGGUUAAAGAAGAGCUAAAUGUGGAGUCUGAUUAUCCUGAUCAGCAGUCUGAACUAGUUAUUCUAGAUCAUUCUGAAGAGAACGAGGUUAAAGCGGACCUGAACAUGGGGUCUGAUAAUCCUGAUCAGCAGUCUGAACUAGUUAUUCUAGAUCAUUCUGAAGAGAACAACGAGAUGAUGGAGAAGCGUGGAAGUGAUUCAAACUUCUUGAGCUUAACGGAUGGACUGGAUGUGCUCUCUGAUGGAAUUUCAACUCAGCAGGCUAUUCAGAAUGAAGUUAGUCCAACAGUUAGUUUAGUCGAGACUGCAAGAAGUGAUCCCGAGUCAUUAUUUCAAUCAUCUGAUGAGCAUGCACAAGGGAGACAACUAAGUGCUACGACUGAUAGAGCUGUAAACUCAACCCCGUCUCACGUUUCGUUUAUGUCAGAAAGAAGCCAUUUUACUCCCAGUGUCAGGCUUGACCAUACUCCUUCCAGUGCUGACUGCUCAGUUGGUCAAAACUUAAAAGAUAGCCAGACAGGAACUGCAGCUUCAAGUGUAGUAAAAGGAAAGAAUGAGAUGAUGCCUUCUUCUAGGGUUCAGCUUUCUAACAGGGACAGGCUUAUCCUACGAAAGCAGGCUCUCAAAAUGAAGAACCGCCCGGUACUUUCCGUAGGGAAAAGCAACAUCUUAAGUGGAGUAGUCAAAACUAUCAAGGCUCACUUUCAGAGGUAUCCACUUGCUAUAGUGAAUGUAAAAGGCAGAGCAAAAGGAACUUCAGUCCAAGAGGUGGUUUUCCAGUUAGAGCAAGAAACAGGAGCUGUGUUAGUGUCCCAGGAACCUAGCAAAGUGAUACUGUAUAGGGGAUGGGGUGCAGAAGCAGAAGCAGGCGCUGUAGACAAGAAGAAGCAUAAGAAGAAGAGUCAACCGAGUCAACGAAUUGGAGACGUAAGUGAUGAUGGAGUGAGUAAGGAGACACGACCUGCUAUUUCCCUGGAGCUUAUGAAAGCGAUCCGCCUGGAAUGCGGGCUGCUGGAUAGCAAGCAGAAACACAAUUCUUACAUUUGAAAAACCAGACGACUAGUUGGCUCGUGCGGGAUGAGGGAACAGAAGUUACAAGCACAUCAGCCAGCAUAACCUGCUGGAGAGACCAAUGACAGAAGAAAAGUGAAGAACUGAGGAACCAGACUAUCUGAGAAUUGCAGCUGGCUGGCAACAUGGGAAUAUGGGAUCCUCUAGAGAAACUACUUGGUAGGAAGACCAUUGCUGAGGAACCUAAGCUGUGCCCUUGAGAGCAGAAUUACUGCAAGUCUAUGCAGUUCCUUUCAUAUACUCGAACACUAACAAAAUGUAAAAGUAAAACCGUCUAAUCCUAUGGGCAUGAUCUAAUUUGAUUUCUGUAAAAAAAGUGGGAGUUGGUGGGGGGUGGGAGACGAACAGAAUGUGGGAGAAGGUGGGGGAGGGUGAUCAGUGACAGGGAAAACCCCACCAAAAUGAAUGGCAGACAGAGACUAAACUGCAAUGCGUGCUUCUUCUCUGCACUCCUAUCUUAUGGAUGGAUCUGUCUUUUGGACCAUUUUCCAGUGAAAGCCGGGGGGAAAGUCCUUUUUGUGUCAUCUAUCUUUGCAUCUGCUUUGCAGCUUGUAGGACAGUCUUUCUCCUCAUUUCGUGUAUACUGUACAUCUCUAGGACCCCUUCCCUCCGGCCAUCAAUCAUAAACAAGUGGUGGGGGGAAAAGAAUGUUAGAACAGAAUUAUGCAUUCUGUUUUUGGAUAUGCUUGAACAAGUUUACCAGGAGUUUGGAAUUUCUUUACAUGUUACUACACUGAACUUCAAAUUUGAGACCUCUAGGUGGAAAAUCAGUGAUGAAACUGUUGGAUCGAAGUUUUAUUCGUAUGGAGUUUGAAA